Phoenix dactylifera (date palm) is the source of this 1190-nucleotide messenger RNA. NCBI's taxonomy places the organism in Eukaryota, Viridiplantae, Streptophyta, Magnoliopsida, Arecales, Arecaceae. The record is from RefSeq and is a predicted model, not a curated record.
CCCCCUCCCGCCGCCUUGAUUCUUCUUCAUCCUCUCCCUCCGAACCCCGCAUCGCCUCCCAUAAAAAAUGACCGACGCCGAGCCCUCCUCCCCUUCCUCCGCCGCCUCCGCCGACUCUUCAUGCGCCGCCGUCUGCUCCACCUCCGCCACCGCGGCCGAGGCAAGCCCGCCGCCGUCGUCGGUGUGCUCCGGCUGUGGCGGCCCCACCGCCUCCAUCUCCUCUGCCGCCGGCCGCCACUUCCUUGGCUUCGUCGCCGCCCUCUCCCACUCUGUCCACGGCCGCAAGAUCUCCGACCCCGUUCUCCCCCUCCACCAAACCGUCACCUCCCUCCUCUCCCUCCUCCAAGCCCUAACCUCUUGGAUCGAUGAGAUUCCCCCACUCCCCCACUCCGCCCGCUACAGCAACCCCGCCUACCGCUCCUGGCUCGCCCGCCUCUCCGCCGAGGCCCCCGCCCUCCUUCUCCCCCUUAUUACCUCCAAGGAGCUCCUCCCUGCCGCUGACAAGCUUCUCCCCUACCUCCUCGACUUCUUCAGCAAUGCCUCCCGCAUCGACUACGGCACCGGCCAUGAGACCAACUUCGCCGCCUUCCUCUACUGCCUCGUCCGCCUCGGCCUCAUCAGGGAGGAGGACUACCCGACCCUCGUCACCCGGGUCUUCGUCGCCUACCUCGAACUCAUGCGCAGGCUCCAGAUCACCUACUGUCUCGAGCCCGCUGGGUCUCACGGUGUCUGGGGCCUCGACGACUACCACUUUCUCCCCUUUAUCUUUGGCUCAGCUCAGCUUAUUGAUCACAAGUAUAUGAAGCCCAAGUCGAUUCACAACCAGGACAUUCUUGAUAACUUCUCCCACGAGUAUAUGUACUUGGCCUGUGUGGCUUUUGUCAAGAAGGUGAAGAAGGGGGUGUUUGCUGAGCACUCCCCGAUGCUUGAUGAUAUCAGUGCGGUCCCGACAUGGAGCAAGGUGAACAGUGGAAUGCUGAAGAUGUAUAAGGCUGAGGUGCUUGAGAAGGUGCCCAUCAUGCAGCAUUUUGUCUUUGGUUCGCUCAUCAAAUGGCAAGCAAAAAGAUAGCCGAUGCAAAGCUUGCAAAAGAUUUCCAAGCAGUUCUGAAAGAGUUUCAGAAAGCUCAAAGGCUUGCAGCUGAGAGGGAAACUGCUUAUGCCCCUUUUGUUCCUCAAGCAGUUCUUCCUUC